This is a messenger RNA of Penicillium odoratum, 1422 nucleotides long. RefSeq names its product ANP1/MMN9/VAN1 family protein. Gene Ontology annotation, molecular function: alpha-1,6-mannosyltransferase activity. Bases 1 to 1422 code for a protein of 473 amino acids. The record is from RefSeq and is a predicted model, not a curated record. Gene Ontology annotation, biological process: cell wall mannoprotein biosynthetic process; protein N-linked glycosylation. The transcript has 4 exons. Lineage: Eukaryota; Fungi; Ascomycota; Eurotiomycetes; Eurotiales; Aspergillaceae. Gene Ontology annotation, cellular component: mannan polymerase complex.
AUGAACAGGCACUACGCCUCUCCGAAAGGCAGCUCGGCCUACCCUCGCGGGUCCAGCGCCUUCCUCAACGGGUGCGUCACUCCGGCCAAGGCCGCGUGUUUCUUGUCGGCAGGGAUUGCUGCAGUUGAGCAUGCAAUGACCCACUUCCAACCUCGUUCUCAACCCGCUCUCCGCCGCCGCCGCCAACUUUUCCAGCGUCUUUGUCUCCUCGGUGGGGUGUCAUUACUACUGGUGAUCUUCAUCUUCCCGACAUGGCGCGCUUCAAUUCUCCCAGCUCUUUCCCUCGGCCUCUUUCACCCAUCCGUCGAUCUACAGCUCCAGACUGUCCGAUACUAUGAUCUCUCCGAAGUACAAGGCACCGAGAGAGGUUGGGAGCGCGGCGAACGCGUUCUCAUGCUCACGCCUCUGCGCGAUGCAUCCUCCCACCUCCCCAUGUUCUUUUCGCACCUGCGAAACCUCACGUACCCACACAAUUUGAUCGAUUUGGCGUUCUUGGUGUCGGAUUCGCAGGAUAAUACUCUGGAGAUGCUCUCGCGCAUGCUGCAGGAAGUGCAGAAUGAUCCCGACCCCGACAUGUCAUUUGGCGAGAUCUCGGUGAUCCAGAAGGAUUUCGGACAAAAGGUUCAGCAGGACGUGGAGAGUCGCCAUGGCUUUCAGGCGCAAGCUACUCGGCGGAAAUUGAUGGCUCAGGCUAGAAAUUGGCUGUUGAGCGCUACGCUGCGUCCCACGCAUAGCUGGGUCUACUGGCGGGAUGCGGAUGUGGAGACUGCGCCAUUUACGAUCAUUGAAGAUCUAAUGCGACAUGAUAAAGAUGUCAUAGUUCCAAAUGUGUGGCGACCGCUUCCUGAUUGGCUUGGAGGAGAGCAGCCAUAUGACUUGAAUUCCUGGCAGGAGUCGGAGACAGCAUUGGCGUUGGCAGAUACCUUGGAUGAAGAUGCUGUCAUCGUGGAAGGAUACGCAGAGUAUGCGACAUGGAGACCUCAUCUCGCCUACCUCCGUGACCCCUACGGUGACCAUGAUAUGGAGAUGGAGCUGGACGGCAUCGGAGGUGUCAGUAUUUUAGCAAAGGCUAAGGUGUUCCGUUCCGGGGUUCAUUUCCCAGCCUUCAGCUUCGAGAAGCAUGCUGAAACAGAAGGCUUCGGCAAGAUGGCCAAACGCAUGAAGUUUUCAGUUGUCGGGUUACCCCACUACGUCAUCUGGCAUUUAUACGAGCCCAGUGUGGACGAUCUACGCCAUAUGGAAGGACAGAAAAAAGAGCAAGAGGCCAGGGAUCGAGAAGAGAAAGAGCGUGAACUUGCCCAACAACAGGACAGCAGCCAAUCUCCAUCCCAGAACGUGAACAGCGAGUCUAUGAAAGGCUCUUCCGAGGGACCAGCUGCUCAGCCUGGGAAGAAUUCUGCCAAGGGUUCCCCGAACAAUUAG